AUGUCGACUCCAAUUUCGAUGUCCCUUCUUCUAGAGCAAGCUGAAGCCAUAGUAAGCCAAACUCACCAGAAGGGAGGUUUGAACUUGUCAAGUUUUAAGAGAAAUGCCAAACAUUGGUUCCCAUCUCUACAUUUUCCUGCGACAGAUACAUAUCAGAUUGCUGCCAAAAAGGUUUUAGACAUCAAUUCGCACAUCCAACUCAGUCCUCCACCCUCUCUCCCUGAGGUGCACCCAAGCACCCCAAAGGCGCGUUUAGCAAUUCAUCUUCGCCUGAAUGAUGGAGACCCCACAUACCCCGUUGCCAUUAUAGAGGGGGCUGAAGUUGAUGUCGACGAUGGCAAGACUACCCUCGGAGUUGUCCUUGCGAUGAUCCUUCCGUUUCUCAACUGCAGUCCCCAGCUUGCUUGCCACAACCACGACAUUAUGAUCGAAAUGUCCCACAUGAACAUUUUGUUGACAAGGAAACCAACUGAACAAUCUGCCGACACUACAGAGUUUAAGCUCUACGAGGAGUUGGAGGACUGUACCCUCCUCCUGUGUCCUAUUACCACCCUAGUGGUGAGGAGCCUGUUCAAGCAAGCGGAUGAUGGGCCCUGUUCAACUACUUGGGUGGGGACGGACCACUGCACUCAGAGGAAGCCUCAAGCAACUUUGGAAAUACAGUCAUCCACGUCAUCCACCACCAACUCCUCUACUGCUAAUUCAACUUCCACACCGUUGACCAACCCCUCUACCACCCAUUCAACUGAGGCUGAUUCCAACAACCUUCACCAUAUGGAGAUUGCGGUGAAUGCAUGGCUGUCUGAGCAUCCAGAUACAACCUCCCGAUGGAAAAUGUUCUCCAGUGUCUCCCAUGGAAGUGUCCCAGUGUGGACUGUUUUUCUAAUAGUGAAGGAGACGCUUGCACUGCUGGUCUCCGAAGUUGCCAGGUUUCAGAAAAAGCACCUCCGCCAGGUGAUGAAGCAGUAUAACAUUGGCAUCCCCCAUCUGAAUGCAGCAGAUCAUGUCGCCUAUGCCACUGACUUAAUAGACAAUUCUGACCUAGAACUCAUCAAAAGAAAGCUUAAGGGUGUGCAAAAGCGGGGUGUUGCUCAGUGCGUGGGGGAAGUUCUGGACUGUAUGAAGGCUCAGAGCUACCCACUGUCAUGA
Messenger RNA from Suillus discolor, 1149 nucleotides. RefSeq lists its product as uncharacterized. NCBI's taxonomy places the organism in Eukaryota, Fungi, Basidiomycota, Agaricomycetes, Boletales, Suillaceae. Bases 1 to 1149 code for a protein of 382 amino acids. The transcript has 3 exons. The record is from RefSeq and is a predicted model, not a curated record.